AUAGAGAUCUUGAUGCCUAUGACAAUCCUAUCACCACUUUUGUACUAAAUUCGACAAAGGUCGCAUUUUAGUUUUCUAAAUUCCCUCAAAAUUGUAACGUAAGCUCUUUGGCUGGACUUUUCAAAAUUCUUAAACAAAAAAUGUCCAACAAUAAGGCAUCCUCUUCCCGAGGCCGACAUCCUGGGAUUCAGUUCAGCACCGCCAUGGGAACGCCGGAAACCAAGCGCAAGAUGCUUCUCUAUAGGCGAUUAUUGUGCCGGGAGUUGGCCCGUGAUGGGAAAACUCCCCAGGAGAUCGCCAGGGCCAGAAAUCUAACGCUUCAGGAGCAGGAUCAGGGCAGGUUUCCGAAGGCCUGAAUAUGUCCAUCCAUAUUACGAAUAUUUUAUGGCAGAAGAGUUUACGUUUUAGCACUCAGGAAGAAGUUGCUCGUCCGCUUCUCCUGUUUAUUUUGGUCCUAUUUGAAUUAUAAUUAAAUGGUUUUUAUA
Molecule: messenger RNA, 485 nt
Organism: Drosophila sechellia
Lineage: Eukaryota; Metazoa; Arthropoda; Insecta; Diptera; Drosophilidae
Exons: 2
Coding region: 141-356 (71 amino acids)
Source: RefSeq, a predicted model, not a curated record